AGGUGGAUCUGUGGCAGCCCUCAGUGUACCUGAAAACAGCUGGCAAGUUAUCAUUAGCCUUAAUUUGCACUGACACAGACAAGGACUGUUUUGUUUUUCAAGGUUUUUUUUUAUUAUUAUUUAUUUUUCUCUCACAAACAUCACAUUCUCAUACAGAACCUAGAAUGUGGAAUAUAUUUCAGUUUCUCACCUCUGGAUUAUUGGCUGCUAUCAGUCCAGAUGCAUCUCAAGUUGAGUAUCGUUCUUGCAGCUAUGCUGGUGUGUUUCAUGUGCGGGUCAGUUCCAAUUACUCGCUGACCUCUCAGCAGGCGGAUGAGCUGUGCCAGAGCCUGUUCAGCAGCCUCGCCACUGAGGACCAGAUCAGAGAGGCCUAUAGCAAGGGGCUGGAUACGUGCAGGUAUGGAUGGAUUAAUGACGAGAGAAUCUUAAUGCUCCAACGUGAACUUCAACCAGACUGCCCCUCCAAUGGAACAGGGGUGAUCUUUCUUGCAGACACACCAGAGUCUAUCUCAGAUGCCUACUGCUAUGAUCCCGCAGUUACAUCAGAGUUGGAUUGUGAAGAAACCAAGGCUCCUGAAUCUGUAACACCACCAGACCCACAGACAACUGAGGAGUCUACUGCAGCGGUAACAUCUAAUCCUGGUCCUACUGACGGUUUUAUUGAAAAAGCCACUACAGCAGAUUCUUCAGAAGGGGACGGUCUUGAGACCAAAAACCCAACUGUGCAGACAGACACAGAAACAACCCCUGACGCAAUAGAGCCGAUUCCCGAGGUCCAGACGCCCACAGAUGAUCCUGAGGAUAACAAGGAGGACGCCACAACGCCUUCCGAAUUAACCCCCACUGAUGGGGAUGAGGUAAUGGAGGUCACUGGGCCUGUUGAGCCAACUACUGAAGAACCCACAACUGUGACCGAGGAGGGGAAAGAAGAGGCCGGGGAUGCAACAACUGAGGCCAAGCCUGCAGAAGACAGUGACACUGACAAUGCUACCGCCACAACAAACGAUGUAGAUGAUUCGUUUCUGCUGGUGAAUGGUACAGAGUCAACAGACAUCUCAAACACCACGGCCCCUGCUGGAACUUUGGAGCCAUCUGAGGUGAACCCCACCAAGCAAGAUGGAGAUGAAGCCCUUGCACUCUCAACCGUUAGUCCAGUGGAUGGCACCACGGCCGAUACUGACACUUUUACAACUUCUGAGUCUCAAGAUACCGAUGCGGAAGGCGAUCCAGACAGCAAGGAAGAAAGCACCACUGUAGUAUCCUCUGAUGAUGCGCCAGAGACCACCACAGAGACUCCAGCUGACCCAGAUGUUGACUUGAAGGAGGAAAAUCCAAAUGGAAAUAACAUAAGCUAUGGUCUUCCUUCUCCGAGAGGUCGGAUGGGACCAAAGGUUAUUGAGUCAUUCACUGUACCAAACCCAGCAGCUCGAGAGGAGGGUGGCACACCUGCCUGGCUGAUCAUCUUCUCAUUCGUCAUGGUUGUUGGAGUCUUGCUCUGUGUGUUUGCCGCUGUUGCCACCAAGGAAAGGUGGUAUGGACCACUACGUGAGAAAGUCAGAGGCAAGGACAGCAGUGAGGAGACUGAGAAAAAAGCAGCAGUGUCUUUGUCUACGGGCAGUCAACAGGAAAUGGUGACACUCAUGAACAGAGGUCCAGUCCAGACGAACGGCAGGGCAGAGGAGUUCACCGUGAUCGCCCUGGAGGAGCCUCCAGAGAAGGAGUUCUUGGCAUGAGAAGGGAUCCACAGAGGCUGGGACAGACAGACACACACACACACACACACACACACACACACACACACACACAGAGAGAAACACACACACAUACACACAGAGAAACACACACACACACACACACACACACACACACACACAAACACACACACACACACACACACACACACACACACACACACACACACACGCUAAUGGAGCGAAGACAACAAGUGAACAGUGAAGUGCCAUGUCAUCAAACCCAGUAACUGUAGAAUGUGCACAUGAGUAACAGUUCUGGAAAUCUCUUCCUUGUUGUACAGCAGGGCAUCACCUUACAUGUGCAUAUUUCAAUAUUAGUGGUCAAGAUGUCAAGUUCAAUUACUAUUUAUGUUUCAGAAUCGAUGAAAUGAAAAUAUGGUCAUAACAUUAAAUGUUACAGUGAAUUGUUAAAUGUUUGAAUUACCUUAUAAUCUCUUAAUAUUCAAGAUUCAGGCAAAAUCGCAAGCGUUUCCAUGCAGAAUGAUAAAGGUUUAAUUACACACGUGAUGGCAGAGGUUCUCAGUCUUGUUGCCGGGACAACCCUACUCAGCACAUUUUCAUGUUUCCCUGUUCUGCUUACCCUACUGGAGCCCCCUUCAUUAGCUGGACACGGUUGCUAUCACCGUGCUUGCAGUGACAGACGGAAUAUGGUGUGAGCGUGGGAAAUCUUGCAUUAUUGGUUAUGUUCAAACAUAAUAUAUUUUCCAUGCUGUCAUCAGGACAUGCCUUCAGGAAUCUUCGGUCACUGUGCAUAUGUAAAGCCAUACUAAUGUUUCUCUCUAUUUAACAAAUGAUUUGUCUAACUGUGUAUGUGUUCAUUUAUAGUAUACAGCAUAAGAUGCACUGAACUUGAGAAGAAAUUAUUGCCAGUAAAUGUUUGUUUCUUA
This is a messenger RNA of Sardina pilchardus (European sardine), 2641 nucleotides long. RefSeq names its product CD44 molecule (Indian blood group) a (gene cd44a). The record is from RefSeq and is a predicted model, not a curated record. Gene Ontology annotation, biological process: positive regulation of ERK1 and ERK2 cascade; cell adhesion; inflammatory response. The coding region runs from base 165 to 1733 and encodes 522 amino acids. Gene Ontology annotation, molecular function: cytokine receptor activity; hyaluronic acid binding. Lineage: Eukaryota; Metazoa; Chordata; Actinopteri; Clupeiformes; Clupeidae. Gene Ontology annotation, cellular component: macrophage migration inhibitory factor receptor complex; plasma membrane; basolateral plasma membrane. The transcript has 8 exons.